GGCUUCGGUCCUUGUUUGGAUCGACUAUACAUUUUUUUAGGCCCUAAGGUCAUCUGUUAACAGCUCGAUUGUUGGGGCGGUUUGAUUCUGCUUGUUAGAAUGCCGCCGGAUAGAAUUUUCCCACCUUCCCUCUGCUUUUUCAAGGUAACAGCCGUCUCUCUCUCUCGCCGCUCCAUCUAACCGAUUGUUAGGGAAAGCUGCUGUUCUUCCUCCUUGCUUUACCUGGCUGUAUUCAAGUUGAUCUCAUUAAUCGGUACCUUUGGCCUCAGCAUGAAUUAUUCUGCAGGAGGCUGUUACCUUUGUUAACAUGUGAGACUCACUAUCUCUAGAAUGUGGUGGAUGACACACAAAUCAGGAACGGAGAAGGGAUGGAAUUGAAUCAAUUCAUUCAUAACAUCCUAUUGGAGAGAAAUAUAUGCUUCAUACAUUGUCCUGAUAUAGGUGUACUCAGGAAAACCUUCAUAUGGGAGACUCCUGUUUCCUGCCUUCUACAAGAAAUUUUCUAUAGAUAUGUUUAUAUUUUUAAUCACUAAUCAUUGUAGCAAUAUUUGAUAUUUGUUUGUGGAUAAGUUUUGAAAGGCACUUCUUUGAAACAAUAUGCUUUCAAGUUUUAAAGGCAUGUAUCUUUCACAUAAUAAAUAAACUGUUAUUGAUAUCGCCAUGUCUUUGUAAACUGAGUCAAAUUAACUCGAAGACACUAUCUUUUUCAUUCUCCCGUAGAUAAUAACCCUUCUGCGUCAUCAGAUUCUGUGGUAGCAAUCAACCUUCAACUGCGUUGCUUCUUGCUUGUGUGACAGUAAAAGAGGGAUUUCUCAUGUUACCAAUUCCUUUCCAAUUGUUUCUUCUACGAUAACAAGUACUUCCAUUAUAUUGCUUGCCUGAUGAUGAAAAACCAUCACUAGCUUGAUUGCCCUCUUUGAGAUAUCAAGGUGUUCUUGUGGCCCCCUUUUCUAUCGUCAUUACUUAAUUUUAGUCUUGAGAUAUGUUAAGUACAUAUUGUAACUUAUAUUGGUAGUUGAUUUACAUGAAAUGAAGGCUUUUCUUCUGCAUUCUUUUUUUUUAUUUUUUUAAAUAGAAUUAGAAUUUAGAGUGGGAUAUCAUUACAAAUUUUAAGAUUUUAUAGGCAAUGUUUUGCUUAUCUCUAGAACUAAAGUUUUGGGAUGAAAGUUUGCCUUAGUGUGUAUAUAUUUCUUUCCAUAUUUGAAUUUGGCCUGAGAAGGAAGGCAGUGGUGGGGGAUUGAACUAUUAAUAGGUUUCUGUUUACUUCUAUUAAAAUUCAGAACUUGUAUGUAGUUUCAUUUUAAGCAUGACUGCUGGAACAACUAGUGUGUGCUGAAGCCACAAUGGUAAUUUAUUUCACACAUGCAGCAUAUGCAAUGUUAAUCCUUAGUGGUUAAGUUUUGCUCUUUUUUUUUUGGGCUUAAAUCAGUGUGGUGAAUACCAUGCUGUGUUUAGUUUCGAUUUGUAAUUGUGAUUGGGAGGUUAUUGUGAAAGCAUUUUCAUUCUUGAAAUCAGGCUCUUCUGCUUGUUCCUUUGGUCGUCUUGACAGGCAGAUAGAGGGGUCCCUACUGCAGUAAUGAAGUCUAGAAGCAAGUCUACAAAAGAUAAGGAAAUGAAUCACAAAAGCUCAAAGACCAGGAGAUAGAUGGAAGUAAUAAAGAGGAUGAAAAGGAAGUGGAACAGAACCUGGUAUUGAGAGCUUGAAGAAACAGCCUGACAAAGUUUUCGCAUGAAAUUCCCUUCCAUAUUGCACUGAGCGUUGCAUGGUUUACAUUGACUAUGUACCCUUUUUUGUCCAAAUCACUUGCUUUCUCUUUGCAUGGUCUAUAUUGACCUUUAUUUCUUGAUCCUUUGUAUUUCAUUAUUCAUAUGUGGUAGUGGAUGACAAUACCUGGCAAUUGCUGUUUUACCACCCUCUCUUUCAACUCUCUGUAAAUUAAUUUACUUGCAUGUUAAAAGCUCUCUUGUAUAUUCAUAAGCACUUAGACUGUGUCUCUGUUUGAGAAUCAUGUCAUUUUAUGUUCCUGUUUCCAAUUUUCUAAGAGAAGCACUCCAACUGCCACUGUACUAAGUUUGCAAAAGCAUUAUUUUCCAUCAAGAAACACAUACAAUUAUGGAGCCAUUCUUUUCAUUAUCAUGAUGUGCAGUACUCUCCCCAAUAAUACCCAGUGUAAUUACAGUCUUAAAGAUGUGCCAGUUUGUGGAACCAUGAGUAUGAUUAUCAUUACUCAUUUUUUCUUCUCAAAUUAUAAGUAAUCUUCGCUCCCAUUUUCAUUGUGCACAUAAGAGAGGAGCCAUAUGAGAUAAAUAUCUCUUUUAUGGUUCUGGAAUGGAUUUUCUUUGAAUAAAUUUUUUUAGUUCUGUUACAUCUUUCGGAUUAGUUUAACCAUGGGAGUUGCUUUUCUUGCAUAUGAUUUCAAUGUUGAGAUGCUUAAUUUUUGUGUCUAUUUUGUGAAAACUACUCUUGUCCGACUGAAUGGCUCUACCAUUUUUUCGUUUAUCACUUAGAUGAGACGACACAAUAUAUUGAAAAUGGAAGUGACCUUCUUAUAAUGUCAACAUGAGAAAAUCUGAUAACUCAUAGUUGUAUUUGUCUUCACUUGUCACUUCGGCUGAAUUAGUGAAUUAGUUUAUUCGUAGUGAGUUCAACUGCAGCUGGUCAAGGUUCUAACUUGCUUGAGCAAAACCAUUGACUCAGAUAGUUUUUUUGGGUUUUAUUAUUUUUCCUUAAUAGUUAAAAGAAGUCCUUUUUUAAUAUUUCUUGGGAUUUUGUCAGAGCAGUUAGCGGGCAGCUGUCAUGAAACCUCGAAGUUCCUCUAUUAUUCAAUAGAAUAUGAGCUUAGCCACUGUGAAAUCAAAAGCAAUUCUUGUUUAAUCAGUCAACUCUGAAACCUGAAGGCACCUUUCAGAAACAUAAAGAAGCUCUUUAGUGAUCAUGGAUGGUGUCAUCUCGGCCAGGCUUUUGAAGAUGGACAGAUCAAAGCAAGUAUAAAGGAUAAUAACAAGUAAAAUAGAGAUGAAUUAACACAAAGGCAAGCUGUUCCUUCAAUGAUUUUGAAUUCUCAGAUGGUGACUUAUUAAUUAUGCAAUCUGCACGCAUCACUGUCACAUUCUUGUUAGAAGUUCUUGGUGAGAUCACUAGGGCUAUAGUUGCAUUUUCUUUUUUCAAAAUAUAGUGUUAAUCAUUUAUUCCUUGGAUAGGUGACGUUUGCUUGUAUCAAAUUAUAAUUUGUUUAUUAUCUCAAAACGUAGACUUUCUUCGCUCUGUUUCUCUAUUUAAUCUAACUGCAAACAAAGAUCAUAUGUCAUCUUCCAACUGAGAAAAUUUCCAUGGCUGAAAAAAGCAAGAUUUUGGUGAUUGGAGCAACUGGUUAUAUAGGAAAAUUCAUAGUAGAUGCAAGUGCCAAACUGGGUCACCCCACUUUUGCAUUUGUAAGAGAAAGCACGGCUUCAUCAAAUCCUGAAAAGUCCAAACUCAUCCAGAGUUUCAAGAGCUCUGGAGUAACAUUGAUCUAUGGAGAUAUCCAUGAUCACGAGAGCCUGGUGAAGGCGAUCAAGCAAGUGGAUGUUGUGAUCUCUACAGUUGCAGGACUGCAGUUGCCUGAUCAAGUCAAGAUUAUUGCUGCAAUUAAAGAAGCUGGAAAUGUGAAGAGAUUCCUCCCAUCGGAAUUUGGCACAGACGUUGAUAGGGUCCAUCCAGUGGAACCUGCUGCAAGCAAUUUCGGGCUCAAGGCAAAGAUCCGGAGAGCCAUUGAGGCUGAGGAGAUCCCUUACACUUACGUUGUCUCCAAUGGCUUCGCUGGAUACUUCUUGCCUAGUUUAGGACAGCCAAAUGCUCAAGUUCCUCCUAGAGACAAGGUUGUCAUCUUGGGAGAUGGAAAUACUAAAGCAAUUAUCGUUGCAGAGGAAGAUGUAGCAACUUAUACUAUAAAGGCAGUGGAUGACCCAAGAACCUUGAACAAGAUCUUGUAUAUGAGACCUUCUGCUAAUAUUUUAUCGUUCAAUGAGAUCGUUGCCCUGUGGGAGAAGAAGAUUGCGAAGACCCUGGAAAAGAUCUAUGUUCCAGAGUCCCAACUGCUCAAGAACAUUGAAGAUGCUUCUCCUCCCAUGAAUUUAAUUUUGGCCGUCUGCCACUCUGCAUUAGUGAAGGGAGAUGCUACAAACUUUGAGAUAGAAGCCUCCUUUGGGGUGGAGGCUUCACAGCUUUAUCCUGAGGUUAAAUAUAUUACAGUUGAUCAGUUCCUUGAUAAGUUAGCAUAAGAUUUCAUAUUUUCAGUCUGUGUUGUGGAGAACUCUCUUGCAUAUAUUCGAAUGUGUACAUUUAUUAAUAAAUUUAUCAUUUAUUUAAUGUGAAAAUUAAUAAAUUUCCUACU
Messenger RNA from Manihot esculenta (cassava), 4373 nucleotides. RefSeq names its product phenylcoumaran benzylic ether reductase Betv6. The transcript is spliced from 6 exons. Lineage: Eukaryota; Viridiplantae; Streptophyta; Magnoliopsida; Malpighiales; Euphorbiaceae. Gene Ontology annotation, molecular function: oxidoreductase activity. The record is from RefSeq and is a predicted model, not a curated record. The coding region runs from base 3331 to 4260 and encodes 309 amino acids.